GUUCCUGUCGGUCUCCCGGGCACCCGGCCACCGCCCAGCGCCCCCCCCGCCUUCCCCCACGGUAUGGAGCCAGAGCUGGCGGCUCCGAAGCCGCCGCGGAGGCGAAGCCGCCGGGCCUCCGGGCUCCCUAAGGACGGCGGCGAGGGACCGGCCGGGGACGCCCGUGGGGGGCCGGGGCCGGACGGGAGAUACCCACUUCGGAGAGGUAGUUCCUUCACAUUUUUAACACCUGGCCCCCAUUGGGAUUUCAGUUUGAAAAGAAAACGAAAAGAGAAAGAUGAUGAUGUUGUAAGCCUUAGCAGCCUUGAUCUGAAGGAGCCAAGCAAUAAAAGAGUUCGACCUCUAGCUCGGGUCACAUCCUUGGCAAACUUAAUCUCUCCUGUAAGAAAUGGAGCUGUCAGACGUUUUGGCCAAACAAUACAGUCGUUUACUCUUCGCGGUGAGCAUAGAUCCCCAGCCUCUGCCCAGAAGCCGUUCAGCAGGUCCACAGUCCCCACGCCCACCAAGAGAAGAAGCAGCGUGCUGUGGUCAGAGAUGUUAGACAUCACCAUGAAGGAGUCUUUAACCACCAGGGAAAUCAAACGUCAGGAGGCAAUAUAUGAAAUGUCUCGAGGUGAACAGGAUUUAAUUGAGGAUCUCAAGCUUGCAAGAAAGGCCUACCAUGACCCUAUGUUAAAGUUGUCUAUCAUGUCGGAAGAGGAACUCACACACAUAUUUGGUGAUCUGGAUGCUUACAUACCCCUGCAUGAAGAUUUGUUGGCAAGAAUAGGAGAAGCAACCAAGCCUGACGGGACCGUGGAGCAAAUCGGCCACAUUCUUGUCAACUGGUUACCAGGCCUGAAUGCCUACAGAGGCUACUGUAGCAACCAGCUGGCAGCCAAAGCUCUCCUUGAUCAAAAGAAACAGGAUCCAAGAGUUCAAGACUUCCUCCAGCGAUGUCUUGAGUCUCCCUUCAGUCGCAAGCUCGAUCUUUGGAGCUUCCUAGAUAUCCCUCGAAGUCGCCUGGUCAAGUACCCUUUACUGUUAAAAGAAAUUCUUAGACACACUCCCAAAGACCACACUGACGUUCAACUUCUGGAGGAGGCAGUGUUGAUAAUACAAGGAGUUCUCUCUGAUAUCAACUUGAAGAAAGGCGAGUCUGAGUGUCAGUAUUACAUCGACAAGCUGGAGUACCUGGAUGAGAAGCAGAAGGACCCGAGGAUUGAAGCGAGUAAGGUGCUCCUGUGCCACGGGGAGCUGAAGAAUAAAAAUGGACACAAACUUUACGUUUUCCUGUUUCAAGACAUCUUGGUUUUGACGCGGCCUGUUACGAGGAAUGAGCGGCACUCCUACCAGGUGUACCGGCAGCCCAUCCCAGUGCGCGAGCUGGUGCUGGAAGACCUGCAGGACGGCGACGUGCGCAUGGGCGGCUCCUUCCGCGGGGCCUUCGGCAACUCCGAGAAAGCUAAAAAUAUCUUCCGAGUCCGCUUCCAGGACCCCUCCCCGGGCCAGUCGUACACCCUGCAGGCCAACGACGUGUUCCACAAGCAGCAGUGGUUCAACUGCCUCCGCACGGCCAUCGCCCCCUUCCAGCGGGCCGCCAGCCCCCCGGAGCUCCACGAGGACGGCGAGGAGAACAACCCCUCCGCGGGGAACCUGGGAGCCCCGGGAAGGGCGCCGGGAGCCGGGGAGGAGAGCCGGUGGGAGUGCGGCCCCCCCGGCGGCGGGGGCGCCCCGGCGGCGGCCGGCGGCUCCAAGCGGGUCAAGGCGCACCGCGCCCAGCCCGGUUUCCGCCGAGCCAGGGACAAGGCCCAGACCGGCGGCAAACGGAAAGAGACCCUGGUGUAGAGGAAGCCCAGCGAGCCUGUUUAUUUAUACAUGUGUACAGAUUGCCCUUGCGGCGGGGGGGCGUUCUAGGGUGACUUGGUGCCAGCUGUAACAUGUUCAUGGAUCGGGGUCGGGAUCUGUUUUUCUGUUUUGUUUUGUGGGGUUUAUUGGGAUUUUUGUUUUUGUUUUUUAUGUGUUUUGGGUUUUUUUUUUUUUAUGGCAGCUAAAGAUACACAGAUUACUGUCUAAAUUGCAGGGUGUUUGUUUGUUUUUAACUUUUUUUAGAGAUAUUUUCUUAGGUGAUUAAGAACAUAUAAAAGAAGGUUGGUAUUUUUACAUUAAAUGGCUUAUCUCCUACUUCUGGGCUCAUCAGGAGACUACCCAUCAACACUUAGCAUUUUGCAAAUACUAGAAUGCUGCUGCUGGUCUUGCAUGCAGAAUUUGAAGUUUGGACAUUGGCACCCAAAAUCUACCUGGAAUGCAUUUGAAAUGCCACAAAUUGUACAUUGAAGUCAAGCUCCCUUACAAAACAACCCAUUUUUUUUUAAUCAACUGGAAUACUUUGGUUUUUCACUGCACAUUCAUUCCUUGUUUUUCAUUCAUUUAUCCUGACAAUUAUUUAAUUUUUUAUUGUAAAGUAGUUUUUUAGUAUUUGCUUUUAUUUUUUUACUUUGAUGCCUUUUAAAAUUGGCAUGUUUUUUGUUUUCUUCCUGAUUAAAAAUGUGUGUAUGUGUGUAUGUAUAUAUAAAUAUAUAUAUUUGUUUUUUAAAAUCAUAAUAACCAAGUGAAACCAAGCCAUACUGUUUUUGAGCCAAUUAAGAAAAUUACAGUGUCUACAGUGUAGCAUUUCAGGACGGUGAAGACUCAUGAAAUGACUCGCUGUAUUCUAGACUACUAAAAGAAAACCACUUUCAAGGAAUUGUGACGAAUGUUUUUAUGUUGUCUGAGAAGCGAGAGAGAAGGUAGUAAGUAAAAGAAAAGAGGGGAAAAAAGGAAGUAGUUUUGUAUUAAAGUAAAAAUGUCUGGUUGUGCCAGAAUGUGAAAGAAGGUAGGAAAAGUUCAACCUGAGGGUCCGUAGUAAGUUGUAGAAGGCGAAGGGGAUGUGAAUUUUUAUUUGCCUGGGUGUAUAAAGCCUGCAGAUGAGAAGGCUGAAAAGAAAUGGUGAAUUGUGCUGAAAAUUUGACCGUAUUUGACCCCUGUGGGUCGGAUUAUUCAUAAGCUGGGGAGGAAGACCGUCGAUGGGUCCCCACUGCUGGGAUUCGGGUCUUCCGAGGCGGGAAGAAACCCGUGGGUCAUUGCAGAUGCACAGUGGUAAUCAAUUCAGUUAACUAUUAUGUGAAAUACAUUUGCCAGUGGAAAUGAAAAUUAGAAUCUAUGACUGUAAAUAGGUCAAGCAAAUGAUUUCUCUGUAUAAAUGAGUUAUACAAUUAAAAAGCACACACGUAAUCACCCUAAA
Molecule: messenger RNA, 3262 nt
Organism: Perognathus longimembris pacificus (Pacific pocket mouse)
Lineage: Eukaryota; Metazoa; Chordata; Mammalia; Rodentia; Heteromyidae
Gene: Net1
Product: neuroepithelial cell transforming 1
Exons: 12
Coding region: 64-1827 (587 amino acids)
Biological process (GO): positive regulation of Rho protein signal transduction; intracellular signal transduction
Molecular function (GO): guanyl-nucleotide exchange factor activity
Source: RefSeq, a predicted model, not a curated record